Messenger RNA from Balaenoptera musculus (blue whale), 5525 nucleotides. RefSeq names its product WD repeat domain 7 (gene WDR7). Gene Ontology annotation, molecular function: protein binding. The transcript has 29 exons. The coding region runs from base 292 to 4755 and encodes 1487 amino acids. The record is from RefSeq and is a predicted model, not a curated record. Lineage: Eukaryota; Metazoa; Chordata; Mammalia; Artiodactyla; Balaenopteridae. Gene Ontology annotation, cellular component: cytoplasm.
GGCGGUGGCGGCGGCAACGGUAUCUUGCAGCCUCUCUGGAGAGACGGAGGCUGGGCUGGGGUUACAGUCCAAAGUUUUCCCACCAGGAUUUGCCCACCCCACCUCCUCUCUGGAUACGUCCUCGCCUUGUCCUCUUUGCCAGGACGCCUGCAGGUGGUGGGACAGAAAACAUCGAGGCAUAAGAUGAAGCUGUGACAGAUGGGGAAGCUGAGACCUAGAGGGGUAACUUUUUCAAGAUUGCAUAGAAGAGUCAGGAUUUGAAGAUAGUUCUUCUGACUGUUUGAAAGCACAAUGGCAGGAAACAGCCUUGUUCUACCCAUCGUUCUUUGGGGUCGCAAAGCACCAACCCACUGCAUCUCAGCAGUACUUUUAACAGAUGACGGGUCCACGAUCGUGACUGGAUGCCAUGAUGGGCAAAUAUGUCUCUGGGAUCUUUCAGUAGACUUGGAAGUUAAUCCUCGAGCACUGUUGUUUGGUCACACAGCUUCAAUCACCUGUUUAUCUAAAGCUUGUGCUUCUAGUGACAAACAGUAUAUUGUGAGCGCAUCCGAGAGUGGAGAGAUGUGCCUCUGGGACGUGAAUGAUGGCAGAUGUAUUGAAUUUACAAAAUUAGCUUGCACACAUACUGGCAUACAGUUCUACCAGUUCUCUGUUGGAAAUCAGAGAGAAGGAAGGCUUCUGUGCCAUGGCCAUUAUCCCGAAAUCCUCGUGGUGGAUGCCACCAGCCUUGAGGUGCUGUACUCCUUAGUAUCAAAGAUCUCUCCAGAUUGGAUUAGCUCCAUGAGUAUUAUUCGAUCCCACCGAACACAAGAGGACACCGUGGUGGCGCUCUCAGUGACGGGCAUCUUGAAGGUGUGGAUUGUUACCUCGGAAAUAAGUGGCCUGCAGGAUACUGAGCCAAUAUUUGAAGAGGAAUCCAAACCAAUUUAUUGUCAGAAUUGCCAAAGCAUCUCUUUUUGUGCAUUCACACAGAGGUCGCUUCUGGUUGUGUGCUCCAAGUAUUGGAGGGUAUUUGAUGCUGGAGACUACUCCCUGUUGUGCUCGGGUCCAAGUGAAAAUGGACAGACGUGGACUGGAGGUGACUUUGUCUCGGCAGAUAAAGUCAUCAUUUGGACUGAAAAUGGGCAAAGUUAUAUUUACAAACUACCUGCCAGUUGCCUUCCAGCUAGUGAUUCAUUCCGCAGUGAUGUGGGGAAAGCGGUUGAAAAUUUAGUUCCUCCGGUACAACAUAGCCUCUUGGAUCGAACAGAUAAAGAGUUGCUAAUUUGUCCUCCUGUUACUCGGUUCUUCUAUGGAUGUAAGGAAUACUUCCACAAACUAUUGAUUCAGGGUGAUUCUUCUGGAAGAUUGAAUAUUUGGAACAUAUCAGACACACCUGAUAAACAGGAAGAGCUGGAAAUGAGAACUUCUGUUAGUUUGCAAGAGGCAUUUGAUAAACUGAAUCCUUGUCCUGCCGGAAUUAUAGAUCAGCUGAGUGUCAUUCCCAAUAGUAAUGAACCUCUUAAGGUGACCGCAAGUGUGUACAUACCAGCCCACGGACGACUCGUUUGUGGCCGUGAAGAUGGAAGCAUCGUUAUUGUACCUGCCACGCAGACAGCCAUAGUGCAGCUGCUGCAAGGGGAGCACAUGCUCCGCAGAGGUUGGCCACCUCACAGGACACUCCGUGGUCAUCGGAACAAAGUCACAUGUUUGUUGUAUCCGCAUCAGGUCUCAGCUCGUUAUGAUCAAAGAUAUCUGAUAUCUGGAGGCGUGGAUUUUUCGGUCAUAAUUUGGGACAUUUUUUCUGGAGAAAUGAAACACAUCUUCUGUGUCCACGGUGGCGAGAUUACUCAGCUUCUGGUUCCGCCUGAAAACUGCAGUGCAAGAGUGCAGCACUGCAUCUGCUCUGUAGCCAGUGACCACUCAGUAGGACUCCUAAGUUUGCGAGAGAAAAAAUGCAUUAUGCUGGCAUCCCGUCAUCUUUUCCCCAUUCAAGUGAUCAAGUGGAGGCCUUCUGACGAUUACCUAGUAGUGGGAUGUUCAGACGGCUCCGUGUAUGUCUGGCAAAUGGAUACCGGCGCACUGGACCGGUGUGUGAUGGGGAUCACAGCAGUAGAGAUACUGAAUGCUUGUGAUGAAGCAGCUCCUGCUGCCGUCGACUCACUUAGUCACCCAGCAGUCAACUUAAAACAAGCUAUGACACGACGCAGUCUUGCUGCUCUUAAAAACAUGGCCCAUCAUAAGCUACAAACUCUUGCAACUAACCUCUUGGCUUCUGAGGCAUCUGACAAAGGAAAUUUACCUAAAUAUUCUCAUAACUCCCUGAUGGUUCAAGCAAUAAAGACAAACCUAACAGACCCGGACAUACAUGUGCUUUUCUUUGAUGUGGAAGCGUUGAUUAUUCAACUCCUGACUGAAGAAGCCUCUAGGCCGAAUACUGCGCUUAUUUCCCCAGAGAAUCUGCAAAAAGCAUCUGGCAGUUCAGACAAAGGGGGCUCUUUUCUAACUGGAAAACGAGCAGCAGUUCUCUUCCAACAAGUGAAAGAAACUAUCAAAGAGAACAUAAAGGAACAUCUCCUUGAUGAUGAAGAGGAGGAUGAGGAGAUAAUGAGACAGAGGCGGGAAGAAAGUGAUCCCGAAUAUCGGGCCAGCAAAUCUAAGCCACUGACCCUGUUAGAAUAUAAUCUGACUAUGGACACCGCAAAAUUGUUCAUGUCCUGCCUUCACGCCUGGGGUUUGAAUGAUGUUCUGGAUGAAGUCUGUCUUGAUCGCCUUGGAAUGCUGAAACCCCACUGCACAGUAUCGUUCGGCCUCUUAUCGAGAGGAGGUCAUAUGUCACUGAUGCUUCCUGGUUAUAAUCAGGCUGCUUGUAAACUAUCACAUGGGAAAGCAGAAGUAGGAAGGAAGCUGCUGGCAACGGAGGGAAUAGGAAAGGGAACUUACGGAGUGUCCCGGGCCGUCACCACACAACAUCUCCUGUCUAUCAUAUCUUUGGCAAAUACCUUAAUGAGUAUGACCAAUGCAACUUUUAUUGGUGAUCAUAUGAAGAAGGGCCCUACCAGGCCACCUAGACCAGGCACCCCAGACCUUUCUAAGGCAAGGGGUUCUCCUCCAACUUCCAGUAAUAUUGUGCAAGGACAGAUUAAACAAGUUGCCGCACCUGUCGUUUCUGCUCGGUCUGAUGCUGAUCACUCUGGCUCUGACCCUGCUUCUACUCCUGCUUUACAUACCUGUUUCUUAGUAAAUGAAGGAUGGAGUCAGUUGGCUGCUAUGCAUUGUGUUAUGCUGCCAGACCUGCUGGGAUUGGACAAAUUUAGGCCCCCGCUUCUAGAGAUGCUGGCUCGGAGAUGGCAAGAUCGAUGCUUGGAGGUCAGAGAAGCUGCACAGGCCCUGCUUCUAGCAGAACUGAGAAGAAUUGAGCAGGCGGGACGGAAGGAGGCCAUUGAUACCUGGGCUCCUUACUUACCUCAGUACAUGGACCACGUCAUAUCACCUGGGGUCUCAGCAGAAGCCAUGCAGACUAUUACCACUGCUCCUGACGCCUCGGGGCCAGAAGCCAAAGUCCAAGAGGAAGAGCACGACCUUGUGGAUGAUGACAUCACCACUGGUUGCUUAUCAAGUGUCCCACAAAUGAAAAAAAUUUCCACAUCUUAUGAGGAAAGACGGAAGCAAGCUACUGCUAUUGUUUUACUAGGAGUAAUAGGAGCUGAAUUUGGUGCAGAAAUUGAACCUCCUAAACUGCUGACCAGACCUCGAAGCUCUAGUCAAAUUCCUGAGGGAUUUGGUUUGACUAGUGGUGGAUCCAACUACUCACUGGCCAGACAUACUUGUAAGGCACUGACAUUUCUUCUGCUGCAGCCACCAAGCCCCAAACUUCCUCCACACAGUACGAUCCGAAGAACAGCCAUUGAUCUGAUUGGACGUGGUUUCACAGUUUGGGAGCCUUACAUGGAUGUGUCUGCUGUCCUGAUGGGGCUUCUUGAACUUUGUGCUGAUGCCGAGAAACAACUUGCCAACAUCACAAUGGGGCUGCCUCUGAGCCCUGCAGCUGACUCUGCCCGCUCCUCGCGGCAUGCCCUAUCCCUCAUUGCCACGGCCAGACCACCCGCCUUCAUCACGACUAUAGCCAAAGAGGUGCACAGACAUACUGCUCUUGCAGCAAAUACCCAAUCCCAGCAGAAUAUGCACACCACAACUCUUGCCCGAGCUAAAGGGGAGAUUCUGAGAGUCAUUGAAAUUCUUAUUGAAAAGAUGCCCACGGAUGUCGUGGAUCUUCUCGUGGAGGUUAUGGACAUCAUUAUGUACUGCCUUGAAGGAUCUUUAGUUAAAAAGAAAGGUCUUCAGGAAUGUUUCCCAGCCAUCUGCAGGUUCUACAUGGUCAGCUAUUAUGAGCGGAAUCACAGAAUAGCAGUUGGAGCUCGCCAUGGUUCAGUGGCCCUGUACGACAUCCGGACUGGAAAGUGUCAGACAAUCCACGGUCACAAGGGACCAAUCACUGCCGUGGCCUUUGCCCCUGAUGGACGAUAUCUUGCCACCUACUCAAACACAGACAGCCACAUUUCUUUCUGGCAGAUGAACACCUCCCUGUUGGGGAGCAUCGGCAUGCUGAACUCGGCACCCCAGCUGCGCUGUGUUAAGACCUACCAGGUGCCCCCCGUGCAGCCGGCGUCCCCCGGCUCCCACAAUGCCCUCAGGCUGGCCCGGCUCAUCUGGACCUCCAAUCGCAACGUCAUCCUCAUGGCCCACGACGGCAGGGAGCACCGCUUCAUGGUCUAGGGCUCGUGUCUGCAUCCCGUCCCGGUUCCCCCAGGUCUCCAAGCCCAGAGUCCCGUCCUUCCUCAGUGCCCACCCCCGCCGGGGUCAUGGGGGGCACAGCCGGGUCUGUGUCCCUCCGCAUGGUCCCCGGGGGCAGACUCCUGCUCGUGCCACCUAUUGACUGAGGCAUGCACACAUCGCUCCGCAGGAAGUGGCCGUCCCGUCCCCAGGUCGCUUCUCACCGCCGCAGCGGGCGGGGCAGCCAGCGGUCCCGUUGCUCGGUGCACCAGAAGCCCGGAAAUCAAUAACCACUGUGAUUGCACUGCCAGCCCAGAUCAGCAGUUUCCUCACGCUGAACCCCACCUCUGAAUGCUGUUGGAAGCUGGUUGUUCUGACAUUGGGUUUUGAGGUCAUGUGGCAGGCCUAAUUAUUGACACUAUUUUCCUUUGGGUUUCCUAAAACGUGCUAUUGUUUACCAGAAAGAUUCUGUGUUUACGUGGGGUUUUUUUCUCCGGGAGAUUGCUAGGCAAUUACUCAAUCCAAUUUCCUAGGGUUUAGCCACUACCUUCUUUAUUAACACCUAACCGAUUGGAGAUUAAUGAGAAAAUACACACACACACACACAAAUUUUCCUUGUGGAGACUACAGUUUCCCAGACACCGAGCCUUCUAAAAUGCUCAUAUCCCGCUUAAGUGAUACUGUAUUUAAUAGCUCAAAAUCAAAAUGAUCACUACUUAUGAUCUAGUUAAUAUAAUUAUCCAGUCACUAUAAUCUCUUAAAUGGACUUUUGU